AUCAGUACUCAGUCACCAUGAAGGGCUUUCUUCAGCUACUCGUCCUGCAGCUAGCUCUCAAGUUCGUCCUAGCUCAGGAUCUCAAGUGCUCGGUAGACUAUGUCUCGUUGGGAGACAGCGCCUAUAAAAUAGAACGCGGCAAGUUCAACUGGUGGGAUGCGGCCAGAAGUUGCAUGGCCCUGGGAACACAGUUGGCCACCAUCGACAGCGAAGAGGAGCUCAAUGCCAUAUCGAAAUACCUCAAUCAAUUGGGUUUCGGUCCAGACGAAGCGGUGUGGUUCUCUGGCUUUGGCAUCAAGUCCGGAGCCUGGAUCUCGCUGGCGAACUCCAAGAUCCAGACGUACUUCAAGUGGGCAUCCGCCGAACCCAAUGACUUGUACAGUGCGGAAAACUGUCUGGGCAUCAAGGCCAACAGUGGUAAUUGGUUCAUGAAUGACCUGAGUUGCUUCAAAGAAUACUCAUAUCUAUGCGAGGGUGUUCCCAAGAAGACAGAGGACAACGAGUUGGCAGUGUAGGACUAUCUUUGAAAUGAUUAAUCGUAACAUAUCAAGUAUGUACAUAGAUACAUGUGUACACUGUUCAUACAUGUCCACAACGUUAAUUAUCCUUAGUUUCCAAUAAAUUUGUUUGCAAUAAAUUAAAAUUA
Molecule: messenger RNA, 646 nt
Organism: Drosophila miranda
Lineage: Eukaryota; Metazoa; Arthropoda; Insecta; Diptera; Drosophilidae
Product: C-type lectin 37Db
Exons: 2
Coding region: 18-515 (165 amino acids)
Biological process (GO): biological process involved in interspecies interaction between organisms
Cellular component (GO): external side of plasma membrane
Molecular function (GO): carbohydrate binding
Source: RefSeq, a predicted model, not a curated record